This is a messenger RNA of Ostrea edulis (European flat oyster), 3607 nucleotides long. RefSeq names its product zinc finger C2HC domain-containing protein 1C-like. The record is from RefSeq and is a predicted model, not a curated record. NCBI's taxonomy places the organism in Eukaryota, Metazoa, Mollusca, Bivalvia, Ostreida, Ostreidae. The transcript has 4 exons. Bases 368 to 2179 code for a protein of 603 amino acids.
GUAUUGAUGAAAUCGCGCGAGAAUGUCGAGAUGUUCGAGGUUCAGCUUGUUACCAAGAUCAAUAAAACUUUAACAUUUAAUUCAAUAUUUAGCCUAUUUGAUGACAUUAAAGAGUAAAUUUACUAAACAAUCGUAUCAUAGUUUACUUAGAUAGGAUGAAUUACAUAACUAUGCCUUGAUUUUGAUUUGAGAUGUUGCUCUACUUUGUUUACAUAUCAGUUGUCAAAACUAAUGUAAACAACAUGGCGGCGACCAUGCAAGUCACGACUGGGUUAUCCGUUAUGACAACACAUACACAAAAACCGAAGGAACGGAGCAGUUCUCUCUUGUAAAACGGACUUGUGUUUAGCUACCAUUGGAAGCCCAAAUGAGCACACUGGAUGUGGACUAUGCCCCUGCAGGAAUGUCGAAGAUACCAAGAUACAAGCCUAAAUCUCACCCCCUCCCUCCAUUAGAGGCUAACAAUGCGAGCGAAGGUCUUAAACCUUCUCGACUUCAGCAGCUUCAAUCAAACUACCAACAGAAAAUACUCAAGGAGAAGGAAGAGAAACUCGUGAAUAUGUAUGAAGAAAACCAAAAGAGGGCUCUUCACAGAGUGCAAUCCAAAGGUUCCAUGAGGGAUUUUUUCAAACAGAGAAGAGCGAUGGAACAGAAUGGAAUUGUUCAACAAGCACCAACAAUAAAUAACCAUUUCAAAAUGGUUAGACAAGCUCCUUCACAAAAUGGAGGCACCUGGUCACCAAACGCUAGACAACAUUCUGGGAGCUCUGUUAAUUCUAUGGGACGGGACAGAAGCAACCUCCUGGCUCCUAUUGACCGUAAUGUGCCAGUGCCCCAGAAACCCCAACGACAUGGUCGACCCAAAACCAAGGACUCUGUUGUUGAAGAGAAGACGCUACAAAUGAAUGGAAAUAUAAAGACUACCCCAUCUGUCUCCAGAAAUGGCAGCUACAGGUCGCAAAAAUCUCCCUUGGAGGGGACUCCCCCUCCUAACAUGACAAACCUGAAAAAUAUAAAAAAUCAGAAAAUAAAUAGAUAUAGCAAACCUCCAUCAGGGAAACCACAACAAGCCAAAAUGUCAGACUUUGAGAAGUGGCAGCUGGAACAGGAUCAAACCAGGGAAAACCGGCUGAAAGCACACAGGCAGGAAACUUCAGGUUACGAGUAUGACCCCAGCGAGGAUGAGGAUGAAAAUGAUGAAAAUAAUUCUCAGGACGACAUUGCCAGGAAGCAGAGAGAGCUUAUGGAACAAAUAGCCAAACAGCAGUCCGAGCUGGAGAGGAUCAGGCUGGAGAGAGAACAGGAGGAAAUUGAGGAAAAGAAGGAAAUGGAAAGAAGAAGGAAAAGGGAAGAGGAAAGAAGACGGAGAAUGAAAGAAGAGGAAGAAAGAAGGAGGAAAGAGGAAGAAGAGAGAAGAAUUCAAGAAGAAGAGGAACAUCAGCAAAGACUUGCUGAAAUGAAAAUCAGUCAAAAAAAUGCCUAUAAAGCAAAACAGCAAUAUCAGGAGGAGGACCCCUAUUCACAACACUACGAUGAGAGCACGUACAGAAAGAAAUCACCUGCUGACCAGUACCAACCAACCCCUCCACCGAAACCAAAACCAAAGGCAGUCAGAGUGCAGAAAAAACAGGCUCCCAAACACCCCGCUCCCGCAGAAAGAACCCCCUCCCCCCAGUUCACCACCAAUGAUUUAUCAAUGUAUGAGAAUGCAGCUAUGGAUAAGGAAGCGUAUGCAGGGGGCAGUGUCAAACUGGUCGCUUGUUCAAACUGCGGCAGGAAAUUUGCUGCAGACAGACUUCAGCGCCACAAGGAUGCUUGUGGUAACCUAACGAAGAAGCGCAAGGUGAUGGACCCCACCAAGAUGAGAGUGGCUGGGACAGAUAUGGAGAAAUAUACUGAUAAUAGACACAGAUCGAAGACACCCCCGAAGAAAGGUGACUGGAGAAAAAAGAGGGAGGGUUUCAUCCAGGCUAUGCGUUACGCCAAGAAAUGUGCUGACCUUGAGAAAAAAGGAGGGGAUAUACGUAACCUAACACCCCCACCACCUUCAGAAAACCCAGACUACAAGCAGUGUCCAUACUGUUCACGAAAAUUUAACCCAGAUGCUGCAGCGCGACAUAUUCCACGAUGUAAAGAUCUCAACACCCGUCCAGCUCCUGCAAGGAAGGGCAGACGAUGAACUAAUCUAUUAAAAGUAUUUCAGAAAAUUAAACCAAUCAUACUUUUGCUAUAAAUGACUGAAUAUUUUCUGAAGAAGCGAGACAAUGUUUUAAUAGGAAAAGUCUCGAUAAAAUCUUUUAAAAAGUGCUUGCAAUCUGUUUUUAAUUGACCAAUGGUCAGAUUUUUUAAAUUCCUGUUGAAAUUGAAAUUCUAUUUUUGUGAUGCACAUGAUGAUUUAAAAGCACUUUGAUCUGUGAUACAUGUAUCAAUGAAUGUGUUAAUGAAUGAAGUAUUCAAUUCUGUACCUGUUUCAGUACACUUCUGUUGAUUUUUUUCCAAUGAGAGCAAUUGUUGAUAAAUACAUGAGCCAUAUUUUGAUGCCUCCCAUUGCCAAGUAUUCAUGUAUGCUUCAAAAAAGCAGAACAUUUAAAAGCAUUUAGUAUCUCGUUUCUUAAUCAGAAAGAUGUCAAUUGCAUUUUUGCGAAUUUCAGUCUUCAUUUUCACAUGAGAUUUUGGUACAGUAUUAUUUUUAAAGGUAUAUGUGUAGAUUUUAUGCCCUUUGCAUCCUGACAGAAAUCCUAAAUACAGUCUGAGAUUAUGGAAUUUGUAUGUCAUUAAUCCAUUGUGUAAAUCUUGCAGAAUUACAGUCUACCCCACUUAUAUUGAAAUCACUUAUAUUGAAAUCUCUGUUAUACUGAAGUGAAAAUAAAUCACCAAUAACAUUAUUUGUAUAGUUCAACGUCAGUUAUAUUGAACUUUAGAUGUAAUGAACAAUUCAGAAUCUUUCGAAGAAUUUCAAUAUAUUCGGGCUAGACUGUGACUGUAUAUCAUAUGCUGUGUAGUAUGAAUCUCCUUUAAUAUCAUACAGUGUUCAACAUCAAGGCUAAACAGCAAUAUAUUAAAUAUAUUGUAAAAUGAUGGAACAAUAUGGACCUUGAUGAAAUAAUGAAGGCAUUUAUAUUUGUAAUGAGAGAGUUGACUGUGAUUUUUUAAAAUGUUUAAAUGGUAUAUACUUACUUUCAUGAACAGUAAUUCAAUCUCUGUUUUUUAAAAGGUUUGUUUUAUUAACUGUUGCACUAAUUAAGGUGUACACUUUUUUUUAUCAGUGCUAGAUGUUUUCAGAUUUAAAUUUUGUUUGAAUUCAUAAAAUCAAUUUGAAUAUAUUCAACACAUUUAUGUUGCAAGCUCAAUGUACAAGCUGUUGGUCAUCUCUAUCAAUCUGAAAUUAUUGUGAUGCUAAAGAUUUUGGAUUUUUUAAAAAAUAUUUUGACAAACCAAUGUAAUGUGCAUCAUAAAAAGUAUUUUAGAUUUUCUGUAAACCAAGCUGUGUUCUGGCAGAGGUACUAAAGGGUUUUGUUAUACACUAGUUAAAGUUUGUGAAUAUCUGAUUACAUGUAUUUUUUAAUUAAAUCGAUGAAACUAAUAAAUCGUACCUUCAGUUAACAAA